Molecule: messenger RNA, 3314 nt
Organism: Erinaceus europaeus (western European hedgehog)
Lineage: Eukaryota; Metazoa; Chordata; Mammalia; Eulipotyphla; Erinaceidae
Gene: CALU
Product: calumenin
Exons: 7
Coding region: 127-1074 (315 amino acids)
Cellular component (GO): endoplasmic reticulum
Molecular function (GO): calcium ion binding
Source: RefSeq, a predicted model, not a curated record
GGCAGAGAGGGGCGGGACACGGAGCUGCUUCCGGUUGGGUGGUGCUUGCGCGCGUGAGCUGAGCCGGUGGGUGAGCGGCAGCGGUGGCGGCGGGGCUGGUGGGCGCAACUCAGAGAUCUGAUUAUCAUGGACCUGCGACAGUUUCUUCUGUGCCUCUCCCUGUACACAGCCUUUGCCUUGAGCAAGCCCACAGAAAAGAAGGAUCGUGUGCACCACGAGCCUCAGCUCAGCGACAAGGUUCACAAUGAUGCUCAGAACUUUGAUUAUGACCAUGAUGCUUUCUUGGGUGCUGAAGAAGCAAAGACCUUUGACCAGCUGACACCAGAAGAGAGCAAGGAAAGACUUGGAAAGAUUGUAAGUAAAAUAGAUGGCGACAAGGACGGGUUUGUCACUGUGGAUGAGCUCAAAGACUGGAUUAAAUUUGCACAAAAGCGCUGGAUUUACGAGGAUGUAGAGCGGCAGUGGAAGGGGCAUGACCUCAAUGAGGACGGCCUCAUUUCCUGGGAGGAGUAUAAAAAUGCCACCUACGGCUACGUUUUAGAUGAUCCAGAUCCUGAUGAUGGAUUUAACUAUAAACAGAUGAUGGUUAGAGAUGAACGGAGGUUUAAAAUGGCAGACAAGGAUGGAGACCUCAUUGCCACAAAGGAGGAGUUCACAGCUUUCCUGCACCCUGAGGAGUAUGACUACAUGAAAGAUAUAGUAGUGCAGGAAACAAUGGAGGACAUAGAUAAGAAUGCUGAUGGUUUCAUUGAUCUAGAAGAAUAUAUUGGUGACAUGUACAGCCAUGACGGAAAUGCUGAUGAGCCGGAAUGGGUGAAGACAGAGCGGGAACAGUUUGUUGAGUUUCGAGACAAGAAUCGUGAUGGGAAGAUGGACAAGGAAGAGACCAAAGACUGGAUCCUUCCCUCAGACUAUGACCAUGCAGAGGCAGAAGCACGGCAUCUAGUCUAUGAGUCAGACCAAAACAAGGAUGGCAAGCUUACCAAGGAGGAGAUUGUUGACAAGUAUGAUUUAUUUGUGGGCAGCCAAGCCACAGAUUUUGGCGAGGCUCUAGUACGACAUGAUGAAUUCUGAGCUGUAGACAAAGGAAUCCACAUUUCUUCAAAAGUAAUUUAUUUUUACAGCUUCUGGUUUCACAUAAAAUUGCGCUACUGAGACUGUUGUUACAAACUUUUUUAAGAUAUGAAAAGGCAUAUCAACCAUUGCGUCCCCUUUCCUCCUCCUCUCUUAGGGGCUGGGGAACCGUGACUGAAGAACAACGCUAAUUAAUUAGUACACUUGUGUUUGUAGAUUUACUCUGUAUUAUGUAUAACAUGGUGUUUAUUUUUGUAUUUGUUCUCUGAUUGGGAAUAUGAUAUGAAGGAUCAAGAUCCUCAGCUUACAGGCAAACAUUAGCCACCCUUCACUCUUUCUCAAGUCUUGUCCUAUAACUUUUAUAAUCCUGAUUGAAUGUUUCAAGCCUGAGAUCAAUAAAUGUUCUGGAGAGAGAAAAGGGAAAGAUGCCCACAUUUUAUAGUUAGAAUAACACUUAACCUUGCCUCUUAAAAAGUAUAUCUCUAGUAGUAGUGGUGACAUACUCCAUUCAGUUGUUCUAGGCCCAGCAACUAGCUGAUAUCCUAGUGUUAUCUAAGCAAGAACAGAUUCCCAUGCUAUGCAAAAGCUUGGCUUAACUUGAUUUCAUUUCAUUUUUUUCCCCCACUUCCAGUAGAACUAGUUGUCAUUAUGGUCAAGAAUAGCUGUGAUGGGAAAAGUUAGGGCCGCUGUAUGGAAAAUCAGGCAAGUAGAGUGUGAUCUUUUUACAGAGCACUACAUAGGGACAGCUGGAAAGCCAAAAGAAAAAGAAGUGUUUCUAGGGCACACCCUUUUUUCUGAAUGUCCAUCUGCUGAAGUGCUCAUCAAGACUGUUGACUCUCACUGUAAGUGCUCCAUUUGGCUCCUGUUUCCCUAGGAAUUCUGGGGAUUGUUUCUUGCUUUCACUGCAGUUAUAACAUACCCUUUCUAAUCAUGUCACUGAAAGUGCCUUUAGCAUGAGAAAGGUUCACUGAAUGAAGAUUCUUUUAAGAAUACCCCAAGAUAAAGAUGAGAUUACUUGGCUCACCUUAUAGGAGAGCAUAGAACCUCCCAACGUAGUGGGAUUUUUUUUUUUUUCUUUCCUUUCUCUUCCAGAGAGCAGUUAAAUAGCAGUAUUAGUUAGCAGCUUGGUUGCAGUGUUCUUGUUUUGUGGGCUCGUUUCCAAAAACCACAUGCUGCUGAAUUCACUGGGGAUCCUCAUAACCUCAGAAUGCUAACCACUUACUACCAGGCCUAUUACUGUGCCAGCUGGAGAGCUUGAGCUCAGACUCAAAAAAAAAAAAAAAAAAAAAGGCCUGCAGAGAGGGCUCUUGGGUUUGAGGACCACUGCUCACUCUUAUUGCAGUUGACUCCCAGUCACCCUGUUUCCCCCUUUUACUCUCCCCACUGUCAAAAGGAAGAAAAAAAGUUGUAUUGUGAAUCAACAAAUCUCCAAUCUUCAUCAAAGGAAAGGGAUGCAGUUUGUAGAAAGAGCUGAAGAAACCACGCUCUGUUCCCAACUCUACUCCACUCCAACUUUAUAUAACACAAACUUUCUUAAGUUCUUUCCUUAUAAAUGGGCCUUUCUUGAGAAGAGUUAUUAUAUUCCAAGUUUUUAGCCCUCAGGUUACUAAGGUAAAUAUAUGUAUAUCUAACCUUUAUUAUUUCAUUUAUCUUUCUGGAUAAUGCAUUCAGGUGGUGCUGGGUGUUUAUUAUAAUCUGACCUAGGUAUGUCCUUCGGUCUUCCAUAGCCAUGUUGAGGUGGCUACUCAGCCUGGUGAAAAGCCAGAUACCGUGUAACUUCCCCCCCAGCCUUGGUGUUGAGAGUGGAUACGCUCUUAACUUCAACGUAGCCUAACAGAAACUCUGCCCUCCAAAUUACUAGUUUUUUUUUUUAAGAACAGAUGAUAAUGCCACCAGCCCUGACUUAGAGGGGCAUAUUAUGACUGUGUAACAAGAAAGCCUUGCAGCUCACUCGAUGCAGAGAAACCAGGGCUGUGGUGAAGCUAAAUAGAAAGUAGACCGUCACCUACUCAGAGCAGCUUGUGGGUGCUGGGUACGACACCCCUGGAUUCAUGUUUCUGGUUUAAGUCAACCCUGAGGCUGGUGAAUAGUAAGUAGCUCCACACCCACAUGUGUGUUCUGUGAAUGCUGGCUCUCUUAAAUUUGGAUAUCGGUUAUAUUUUAUAGGGUGUAAACCAAGUUUUAUAUUCUAUAAUGCAAACAGGUACCUAUCUGUUUCUAAAUAAAACUGUUUACAUUCA